GACGUCACGCGAGCGACGCGGCGCACUGUGGAGGAAUGCGAGGCAACUUUUUCCGCUUUCUUCCCCGCUCGGUCCCUCGACGACGCGCGGACGUUUUCUCCGCGGGCCGGCGGCUCGCUCGACCAGUUGCCGCCCCGGGACAGCGGGACUUGAGUUCGGCGCGGCAUCGAUGGCCCGGGAUUUCUCUCGGGUUCCGGUUGAAAGCCAGCUGGCGCGCGCUUGCGGGCAGGAGGCCGAGAUGGCGUCGGCGUUCCCCGCGGAGCCCUUUCCGCUGAUGGACGACGUCCGCGGCUCGCCGGCCCCUCAGCUGGUGAUGCUGGCCAACGUGGCGGCCGUGGCGGCGGCCGACGGCGCCGAGGGCGGCGCGGCGGACGACAAAGAGAUGGUGGAGCUGAAGACGGUGGCGUGCGGCUACUCGGACAGCGAGGACGACGGCGUCGCCAGGUACGGCGACGAGAGCCGCGACGAGAGCCGCGACGGCGACGCGGUCGCCUUCUCCCGGUCUCCGCUCGUCUGCAACGGGCAAAAUGGCGGAGGGGAGGCCGGCGGCGAAGUCCCGCCCCCGAACUCCAGCGGGCCCCGCCCGCCCGCGGUGCCGGCGGAGGGCGGCAAGAAGAAGAAGCCUUUCCACUGCAAGCCGUGUCACUUUCAGGCUCACGGCGAGGAGGAGUUUGUGGAGCACCUGCGGACGCACGCGCUCAGCAAGAUGGCGGUGGUGCAGCGCGUGGAGGGCCGCAGCAAGGCCAAGGCCAAGGAGGCGGAGGCGGCCCCGGACGGCGAGGGCGAGGCGGCCUCGGGGGACGCCAAAGGCCUGAUCCGCUGCGAGCGCUGCGGUUACAACACCAACCGCUACGACCACUACGUGGCGCACCUCAAGCACCACAGCAAGGAGGGCGACGACCACAGGGUCUUCAAGUGCACCUUGUGCGCCUACAGCACCGUCAGUCAGUACCAUUGGAGGAAGCACCUGCGCAAUCACUUUCCCAGCAAACUGCACACGUGCGCGCAGUGUUCCUAUUUUUCCGACCGCAAGAGCAACUACAUCCAGCACAUCCGCACGCACACGGGUGUGCGUCCGUUCCGGUGCCCGUACUGCGACUACUCCAGCUCCCAGAAGACGCAUCUGACCAGGCACAUGCGCACGCACUCGGGUGAGCGGCCGUUCAAGUGCGACAGCUGCAACUACCUGGCCGCCAACCAGCACGAGGUGACCCGCCACGCCCGGCAGGUCCACAACGGCCCCAAACCGCUGGCGUGCCCCUACUGCGAGUACAAGACGGCCGACCGCAGCAACUUCAAGAAGCACGUGGAGCUGCACCUCAACCCCCGCCAGUUCCUCUGCCCGCUGUGCAAGUACGCCGCCUCCAAGAAGUGCAACCUGCAGUACCACAUCAAAUCUCGCCACUCGGGCUGCGACGUCACCGUCGACGUCUCCAAGGUCAAGCUGAGAGUGAAAAAACCCGAGCGGCCCGCCCGAGCCGACCCGUCGCGGGCCGGGGGGGGCUCGGACGGCCCGGGGCUCGGCGGGGAGCCGCUUCCACGGACGGGAAGGGGAGGAGAUGCCCGGGAAACGCCGCGGCUCGGCGGACAACGCCGCGCGGGAAACCAGACAAAAGAAGAGCGGGGACAACCCGCAGGACGCCAAGGCCAAGAGAAGAGGCAAGAAGGCCACGGGCGACGGGCCGCCGCCAAAGGGCGAGCCGGAAGGGCCCGCGACGGCCGGCCGGCGGGGGAACCCUCCUCCGCGCCGCCGGCGCCGCUUCCCGGCCAGCGCGGCAAAGCCUCCGAGCCCGACGACGACGAAGGCGUCCACAGCAGCCACGAAGGAGGCGACGGCGACGUCAGCGACGGCGCCUCGGAGGGCAGCGACGACUCCGGACUCAACGGGAACGGCGCCGGCGUGGGCAAAACUUCGGAGACGCCCCCCCGUCAAGCCGGAGCUCCCGCCGAGCUCAAAGGUCACACGUGCAUAUUCUGCGACCGCCAUUUCCCCGCGGAGCCCGAAUACCGCCGCCACCUCCACCGCCACCUUGUCAACGUGUACUACAUGAACGCCGCGGCGCCGGCGAGCGACUAG
Hippocampus comes (tiger tail seahorse) is the source of this 2077-nucleotide messenger RNA. It is a transcript of the gene rest, whose product is annotated as RE1-silencing transcription factor. Gene Ontology annotation, cellular component: nucleus. Gene Ontology annotation, biological process: positive regulation of transcription by RNA polymerase II. The coding region runs from base 170 to 2077 and encodes 635 amino acids. The record is from RefSeq and is a predicted model, not a curated record. Lineage: Eukaryota; Metazoa; Chordata; Actinopteri; Syngnathiformes; Syngnathidae. The transcript has 7 exons.